AUGCAAGAAACUAAAACAUAAAAAUUAAGAGGUUUUAGAGAUAUAAUAAUUCCAAAAAAAGCCCAAAAAAGUCAUAGUAUUCAAAAAAGCUGCUAGAAUAGAUUCUUUAUAAUAGAAGGAAUAAAAAUGUUGAAUCAAACAAAUAAAUUUAAACAAUAAAAAGAAUGUGAGUCUUAAAGAUUAAGAAGAAAUUAAUUUUUUAAUUUGUUUAAACAACAAAAAAAUUCAUUAAAGAUAGAUAAUGGAAAAACAAUAAACAAUACAUAUUUCACAAGAAAGAAUUAUACUCAAUAAAAACCCUCUGUUUUAAAUUUUGAGUUUUCAUUAGAUUAGAAUGUCUUUAGAAAUCAAUCUAUUGAUACAAAUACAAAUAGGAAAUCUUAGAGGUAUAAAUAGAAGAGAAGAGAUUCUGAAAUGACUGAAAGAGAAAGAUUCUAUACUGUAUAAUUUACUACAAAAUCUGAAGGAAAAUAUUAAACUAGAAAUCAUUUUGAAUUGAAUGUUCUGAAAUACUAAAAGUUACAGAAUUCUCUUUAAUUGAGUAGUGAUUGCAAACAAAAAUAUCAAAUAUGAAAAUAGAAAAAGC
Paramecium sonneborni is the source of this 586-nucleotide messenger RNA. NCBI's taxonomy places the organism in Eukaryota, Ciliophora, Oligohymenophorea, Peniculida, Parameciidae. The record is from the annotation of a GenBank genome assembly.